Molecule: messenger RNA, 906 nt
Organism: Aspergillus pseudonomiae
Lineage: Eukaryota; Fungi; Ascomycota; Eurotiomycetes; Eurotiales; Aspergillaceae
Exons: 1
Coding region: 1-906 (301 amino acids)
Source: RefSeq, a predicted model, not a curated record
AUGGUGAAUAACGCAUUACCCGAGACGGAAAGGGAGUGGAAGGAAGCCGCUCGGAAGUACAAGGUAAAGAAUCAAAACCUGUGUAUGAACUUGAAAUUGCAUUCCGCGUCUAGAGUCAGCUAUAAGCAGUUUCUACUCUUCAGGACCAUCCUGCCGUCCAUUGUUCCCCCACAGCAGCUCAAUAACCAGACCCUUGGCAUUGCACCUCUGAUUGGGCAAGCCAAGCAACUCCUGAGUGAUGUGGCAUUCCAGGAUUAUAUCUUAGAUGUCUCCACCAGGCAGAUUCAGGGGACUUGGAGUGCAGCUUGGGGAGGAAACGACAGACUGUUCAGGGUUCCAGCUAUCCAGCAACAGCAAGUAAUUCGGGACGAGCUUCGGGACGAACGUUGUGAAGCCAGUGUUAACACUUCCAUCGUUUCCUUUUUGCAAGCUAUUGCGGAGCUGGUUCCUCAGUCUGGACGCCAAUGGACGGCUGAUAGAAUCAAGCUUAUAGCAGACUUUAGCACGCGACGACGCAACAGACAGUUCGUUGCAUAUACCGAUGGCCAGCUGGAGGAUACCGCUAGUCGUCGGCCUUUGGCACUCAUUGAGUGUAAGCGAUCGCGGCGGGAUGAUCAUUCCCCAGAUGUUGAUAUGCAGGAGGUGGCACAGAUGGUGGCAUGGGUGAAGCAGCACCCGGGCGUCCCAGGAAACGAUAAGCGAGUUCUUGUGUCGCAGGAUGGAACGGAUAUUUAUAUCUCGGUCCUCCAGUACGACCCAGGAUGGUUCCGCUAUCUCCAGGGAGGCCGCGGGAGUAUCGUGCAUGCUGGAUUUGCCUACAUGCACAGAUACGGCCCUUGGAAUAUCUGGGUAGCACAACAAAUGGAGCAUUUUGCCCAAGUUAUCCUCGCCCUGCUAUUUCUGUAG